Molecule: messenger RNA, 987 nt
Organism: Fomitopsis serialis
Lineage: Eukaryota; Fungi; Basidiomycota; Agaricomycetes; Polyporales; Fomitopsidaceae
Product: NAD(P)-binding protein
Exons: 6
Coding region: 1-987 (328 amino acids)
Cellular component (GO): mitochondrion
Molecular function (GO): protein-containing complex binding
Source: RefSeq, a predicted model, not a curated record
AUGCAAGCCGCAAUUCCAAGGAUACUGGUGGUUGGGGGGAAUGGUUUUCUCGGCUCGGCCGUUUGCAAAGCAGCGCUUGCUCGGGGAAUGCAAGUGACAAGCAUCAGCUCGUCUGGUUCACCGUUCAAAACGCCGAAAGGACACUCACCUGCCUGGGUCUCUAAAGUAGACUGGCAAGCUGCGGAUGCCCUGAAGCCAGCAACGUACUCGCACCUCCUCCCCAGCGUGACGGCAGUUGUCCACACACUCGGGACACUCCUCGAGGAUACGAGGUACAAGAAGGCUCUCAGUGAAGGGAACAUCGCAGCCCUUGCCGGCAUUGUUGCUUCCAGCGUUCUGGGUAACGGAGCAUCAAGCAAUCCACUUGCAAGCGGAGAGGGCAGACCAGACAGCUACGAGACGCUGAAUCGUGAUGCUGCGCUGAGUAUAUGCGAGGCAUUCGUAUCUUCGAAGCCUACAGUCCCGCUUGACGGACCGAGGCCAUUCGUAUACGUCUCGGCGGAAGACAUUUUCAGACCAUUCAUUCCGGCGCGAUACAUUGAGACGAAGCGUGAAGCGGAGCUGCACAUCAGUCAAAGGAUGGCCGGCAGCACCGACCACCGGGCAGUGUUUAUUCGUCCCAGUCUCAUCUACCAUCCCCACUUCCGCCCGCUAACGUCGCCAAUCGCCGCAAUGCUCGACCUGUCCGCGACGAUCCACCGCAAAGCGCCGCCAAGCCUGCCUACUCCCUCCAGUUUCUUGCGGUCGCUUGCGUCCACCUUCCCCUCCUCUCCAGCGCCGCAACCGCCUGUCUCUACGUCGCCGCUUGACUCUGUAGCCAAUGCGUUGACGAUUCCGCCUAUCCACGUCGACCACGUCGCGGAAGCCAUUUGCGUUGCCGCUGAUAGUCAGAGAACGGACGUGCAGGGCGUCGUGGGCGUCGCUGAGAUGAGGGAACUCAUUGGAUGGUCACAAAAGGGUCAGGCACAGGCCGACGUGCAUGUCUGA